AUGCUCCUCCUCCAACUCAACAUGGCGCCGAAGAAGGAUAAGGUUCCGCCGCCGUCAUCUAAACUGGCCAAAUCCGGAGGUGGAAAGCAUAAAAAGAAGAAAUGGAGCAAGGGAAAGCAAAAGGACGGGGUGAACAACAUGGUGUUGUUUGAUCAGGCUACUUACGACAAGCUUCUCACCGAGGCACCCAUGUUUAAGCUCAUCACCCCUUUCAUUUUCUCCGACCGUAUGAGGUGUCUGAGAGUGGAGCCUUGUAAUGUCAAUGUCGUGGAGCCUUGUAGCAUCAAUAUCGUGGAGCCUUGUAGUGUCAAAGAGUUUGAUCACGGAGUCUUGUAG
Molecule: messenger RNA, 336 nt
Organism: Eruca vesicaria subsp. sativa (arugula)
Lineage: Eukaryota; Viridiplantae; Streptophyta; Magnoliopsida; Brassicales; Brassicaceae
Source: the annotation of a GenBank genome assembly